This is a messenger RNA of Acanthocheilonema viteae, 780 nucleotides long. The record is from the annotation of a GenBank genome assembly. Lineage: Eukaryota; Metazoa; Nematoda; Chromadorea; Rhabditida; Onchocercidae.
AUGUUCACCUCAAUUGAUGCCCUCUUACGACAUGAUAAUAAUCAUAAUCACAUUAAUAACAAUGAUAAUGGUAGCAGUAAUAAUCAUAGUGACAGUAAUCAUCAAAAUGCAGUAACUUUAUCAAAUUAUCAAAAAUCGAAUGGAAAAAUUGUUCAUAUUUUACCUGAUAAAAUUUCCCCAUCUACUUAUUCCGUUAAUUCUCUAUCAUUAUUUCCUGCAAAUCAACGUGAUGUGAAAACACUUUAUGGAGUGGAAAAUAUGCCUUAUGUCCCAUCUAUAACACCAACUUCGUCAUCAGCAAUAACUGUUACCACACCAACCAAGUUAUCAUCAUCAUUAUCAUCAUCAUCAUCAUUUAUGCCACCCAUAGCAACAACAGCAUCAUCAACAACAACAACAACAACAACAGUAGCAAUAGCAACAACAACUACUACGGCAACAAGGACAGAGACAGCACCAAUCCUAAUUGGACAACUACCGUAUCCGUCCAUGUUCCAGACCACUAACAUUCCAUUACUCUACGAUCAUAUUGCUCUAACAAUAAAUGCAUGGCAAACGUUGGGAAAGAUCCGACGUCCACGGACAGCAUUUACUACUGAACAACUCAUCGAACUCGAAAGAAAUUUCGCGCAAACUCGCUAUUUAUCGCGACCUAAAAGGUAUCAGUUAGCUCAAAAAUUGCAUUUAUCAGAAACACAAAUCAAAAUAUGGUUCCAAAAUCGACGCAUGAAGAAUAAACGUUCCGGUUCUGUUACUUUAAUUCAAGCCAAAUCUAAUUGA